This is a messenger RNA of Symbiodinium pilosum, 462 nucleotides long. Lineage: Eukaryota; Dinophyceae; Suessiales; Symbiodiniaceae. The record is from the annotation of a GenBank genome assembly.
AUGGAAAAAGGGUGGAAAUGGCAACCGGCAGUCAUUUUAUUGGAGAAGAUGCAGCUCACUGGUGUCCAGGCAAAUGUGGUCCCAUACAAUGCUGCUGUUAGCGCAUUGAGCCGUGCUAAUUGGCAACUGGCUCUCCAACUCCUAACCUUCGUUGUCACACGCCGCCUGCAGAUCAAUGUUGUGACAAUCGCUGCUGCUGCGACAGCUUUGGACAAAGCGGGCAACUGGCAAUUAGCCUUGCUCUUACUGCUGGAAGCGCAAGCCACAAACCUGUCCAACAUCAUCUCAUACGGCGCUGCAAUCAGUGCCUGUGAGCAGAACGAGGAGUGGCAGCAAGCACUUGAGCUGCUUGCUUCCAUGGUAUCUGCAGACCUGCAAGCAAACGCGGUGGUUUACAGCGCCACAGCUAGAAUUUUUCCCGCGGUUCUGGCACGUCAUUCUUCAUUUUACCGAAACGCUUAA